Messenger RNA from Colletotrichum spaethianum, 534 nucleotides. RefSeq names its product aldehyde dehydrogenase. The record is from RefSeq and is a predicted model, not a curated record. Gene Ontology annotation, molecular function: oxidoreductase activity, acting on the aldehyde or oxo group of donors, NAD or NADP as acceptor. The transcript is spliced from 3 exons. Bases 1 to 534 code for a protein of 177 amino acids. Lineage: Eukaryota; Fungi; Ascomycota; Sordariomycetes; Glomerellales; Glomerellaceae.
AUGUCCGACCUUUCCGUUGAGCUGACGGCUCCCAAUGGAGUCAAGUACACCCAACCGACUGGUCUUUUCAUCAACAACGAGUUUGUCAAGUCUGCGAAGGGCGAGACAAUUGAAUCGAUAGACCCAGCCACUGAGGAGAAGAUCGCUUCUGUCCAGGCCGCAGAGGAGGAAGACAUUGACAAGGCCGUCAAAGCCGCGUAUGCUGCACUGAGACAUGAGUCCUGGAAGGGGAUCUCGGCAACAGAUCGUGGGGCCAUGAUGUACAAGCUCGCCGACUUGAUAGAGCAACACAAGGAGACUCUCGCAACCAUUGACGCAUGGGACAACGGCAAGACGUACAACGACGCCCUUGACAUUGACCUGGCGGAGUGCGUCACCGUCAUCCGCUACUAUGCGGGCUGGGCCGACAAGACUUACGGCCAGACGAUCAGCACUAUCCCUCAAAAGUUUGCAUACACGAUUCGCCAGCCCAUUGGAGUGGUCGCUCAAGUGCAAGUAGCCUCUCCUAAUACGAGGACCGGGAAUGGAUACUGA